Nomia melanderi (Alkali bee) is the source of this 699-nucleotide messenger RNA. Its product is annotated as histone H2B-like. The record is from RefSeq and is a predicted model, not a curated record. Gene Ontology annotation, cellular component: nucleosome. Gene Ontology annotation, molecular function: protein heterodimerization activity; structural constituent of chromatin; DNA binding. NCBI's taxonomy places the organism in Eukaryota, Metazoa, Arthropoda, Insecta, Hymenoptera, Halictidae.
CGUUCAGGUGUGCGCGAAAUCUUGUCCAAUGGGAAGACGAAGGAUACGUGUACGGGUUACCCAAUUGAAGCGGCCGGUGGACCCGGUUCGCGAUAUAAAAGCGGGAGAUCGUAUCGACCUGCACAGUAUUAGAGUUGAAUAUCGGUCUCGCUAUCGACGAAUUCAUUGUUUACCGUUUAUUUUCCGUUCGCUGGUUUUGUCUCGUGUUAGCUGCACCGCGCCGUAAGACUGUUCCCCGUCCGUCGUUAUCAUGCCACCGAAAGUUUCGGGGAAAUCAAUGAAGAAACCAGUGAGGGCACAGAAGAACAUCAGCAUGAAUAAAUCUGACUUGGAGAAGAAGAAGAAGAGGAGGAGAAAGGAGAGUUACGCGAUUUACAUCUACAAGGUUCUGAAACAAGUACAUCCGGACACCGGCAUCUCGAGCCGAGCGAUGAGCAUCAUGAACAGCUUCGUCAACGACAUAUUCGAACGCAUCGCCGCCGAGGCAGCACGAUUAUCGCAUUACAAUAAACGCAGCACCAUUACGUCGAGGGAGGUUCAAACGGCGGUCAGACUGUUGUUGCCCGGCGAGCUCGCGAAGCACGCGGUCAGCGAAGGCACCAAGGCUGUUACUAAAUAUACAAGUUCGAAAUGAAAUACAGUUGGAAUUCAAUAGAUACAAGCUUGUUCAAGCGCCAAGCAAACGGCCCUUUUCAGGGC